Molecule: messenger RNA, 4823 nt
Organism: Betta splendens (Siamese fighting fish)
Lineage: Eukaryota; Metazoa; Chordata; Actinopteri; Anabantiformes; Osphronemidae
Gene: evx2
Product: even-skipped homeobox 2
Exons: 3
Coding region: 1048-2298 (416 amino acids)
Biological process (GO): regulation of transcription by RNA polymerase II
Cellular component (GO): nucleus
Molecular function (GO): DNA-binding transcription factor activity, RNA polymerase II-specific; RNA polymerase II cis-regulatory region sequence-specific DNA binding
Source: RefSeq, a predicted model, not a curated record
UUUACAUUUAAAGCCAUAACUAAUAAGAAAUCAAACGAAAAAUGCAAAGAAACAACAACAACUAAGUGGCGUUUUAAAUUCCCACAGCUACGACUUUUAAAUUUAGGACGAAUUACAUAUUUACUUGAAAAGAAGACUAUUCAUACAAAUAUGCUUUCUGCACAGACCUGUGUAACAGGACCGUGUGUAGAUGUGAGAAAACGUGUAAUAAUGCCUGUAUUAUCACCACAUCAAAAUAUGUCUCUGACGGAUAACGCACCACCUAGAGCAAAAAAAGGCAAAAAACAGAAGAAAAGGACGUGAGCUGCACUAAAUGAAUAGCAGGGUUGUCUAAAAUAACACAAAACUACUUUUAUUUAUCACCACGCCAAUCCAUGCACUGCACAAAGCCUGGUGAUUAACGCGCAGAAACGGCAAAAAAAUAAAAAGAAAUAAGAGGGAACAAAUAAAAGAACGAUUAGAGAGAGGGGGCGGGCGAGAGAGAGAGAGGGAGAGAGAGGAGGGAAACAAUAGAGAAUCAAAGCAUAAUAAUAUUCCUAAAUGAAGAGGGAAAUGUUGCAGCGCUCAUUUUAUUAAUCAGACUGUCAAUUUCACCCAAGAGGCCAAACCCAGGAGCAAUCUAAAACAGACUCAGAUCAACCCAGGGACACGCACCUCGCUCCUCACUCCUCUCUUCCUCUCCACUUGGAUAUUAUUCGUCUGACCGAAGGCCGCCUCCAUCAUCAAGUGACAGCCCUCUCCUAUUUAUUUGCUUAUAAACCUGUUACAAUAAAUGAUCAUUGGAGCAACGUCAGCCGAGCAUUUUAACAACGAACAGCUACCACUUUUGAUGAAUGACAUUUUGCUGCUGUGGGGAGGAUGCACGGCUCAUUCUGAGCAGCCGCUCGUCGACCGCAUUCAGAUCCUUUCAUUUUUUUGCGUCUUGCUUAUAAAAAGCUUUAGACUGUUAUUUAGAGACAGUUGCUGAGUUGCAUGCGGAUUUAGCUCCAACACAAGCCAUUGGUGCUCCAGCCCCCCCUGGUUUUUUUUUUCGUCCUGCACGGCUUAAUGAUGGAGAGGAUAAGAAAAGAGAUGAUACUGAUGGAGAGAGGUCUGCACAGUCCCGUCGCGGGGAAGAGGAUCGCAGACACACCUGGAAAUUCGGUCCUGGAGGCCCUGGAAAACUCGCAGCACAGCGGAAGGCUAAGCCCGAGAAUAACUUCGGCUUCUCUUCAUGGAAAUCUUGGGGACAUCCCGACGAAAGGCAAAUUUGAAAUUGACAGCCUUUUCGGGACACAUCACAACAGCGAAAACAGCUCUUCGACAGAGAUUUCGUCUUCAGAAAGCAGAAAGAAAAUGAGCCUUUACUCCGAAGUUUCGCAAGAAUCCGAUAUAAACAGUGAUGUGGAGGUGGGGUGCCCGGCGCAUCGCUCACCGAGCCAGCACAAGGAAAACAAUAAAGGUUUUUCAGACAGUAAUUCUGGAUCUUCCAACACAAGUUCAAACUCCCUCCCGGGCAUGAACGGAAAUUCAACGGGGGGAUCAAACAAUUCCAACAGCGACCAGGUCAGAAGGUACCGGACUGCUUUCACCAGAGAACAAAUCGGGAGACUGGAAAAGGAGUUUUACAGGGAAAAUUAUGUUUCGAGACCGAGAAGAUGUGAAUUAGCCGCAGCACUAAAUCUGCCCGAAACUACAAUUAAGGUCUGGUUCCAGAACAGGCGGAUGAAGGAUAAAAGGCAGCGUUUGGCGAUGUCCUGGCCCCAUCCAGCAGACCCCAGCUUCUACACUUACAUGAUGACGCACGCGGCCGCUACAGGAAGUCUACCUUACCCUUUCCACUCGCACAUGCCUCUACAUUACUACCCGCACGUCGGCGUCACGGCAGCAGCGGCGGCCGCCGCCGCCUCCGGUGCCGCCUCGUCGCCUUUCGCCACGUCCAUACGCCCCCUCGAUACCUUCCGUGCACUGUCCCAUCCCUACUCACGGCCCGAGCUGCUGUGCAGCUUCAGGCACCCGGGACUCUACCAGUCACCCGCAGGCCUGAACACUUCCGCAGCGGCGUCGGCGGCGGCGGCGGCCGCGGCGGCGGCGGCGGCGGUCAGCGCUCCGUCAGCCUCCGGGCCUUGUUCGUGUCUCAGCUGCCACAGCAGCCAGGCGGCGAGCGCUCUGGGCUCCAGGAGCUCCAGCGCUGACUUUACCUGCACAGCCUCGGGGCAAAGAUCCGAGAGUGGAUUUUUGCCGUAUUCUGCCGCUGUUCUCAGCAAAACCUCAGUCCCGUCGCCAGAUCAACGAGAAGAAACUUCACUUAACAGAUAACUCAUGACGCAGUCACGACCGGUCCCUUUUUUGCUCUAGUCCCACUUUACAGGGAACAGGCUCGUUUUAAAUAGCAUAUCACACCUGGGUAAAGCAUUCCUCUCUUAGGCAGCACUGUAAACACACACGAGGAUUAAUUUCUACUAGUCUGAUUCAAGUCCAAAAACGUUUUUUACCUAAAAAAGACACGAAUAGUUGAGCACUGGACAUUUUGCAGCUUAAGAGAAACUUUUCUAAAAAGGCUCGUGCCCUUGUGUUGUGCCAGUUGACCAUAUUUAUGGGCUGUCCUGGAUUAACAUGCAUAUUUGAAAAACAGAAACCUAACAGACCCCGCAGUCAUUCUGUCCCAAUGCUUGCGUCGUUGGUGUCGUUUCCAAUUAAUUUAUCAGUACAACUCCCCGCAAACGGCAACACUCAAAUUCUAUCACAUUUCGCAUUUCUGCGUCAAACGUGGCAAAUUCAGCUUGGCUAUCUUCACCAUUUAGGUUUAAAAAAAAUACAAACGUGAGCUAAUUAUGCUAUCCAAAUUUAGACAGUACAAGGUCCUGCUUUUGUGCCCAGCAGCAUAUCCUUCUUCACUAGGCCUAAUGGACUAAGAUUUUGGCAGCAAUAGCAUCUCCAGCACCCAGCCUCUGCUCUAUGGGGACACCCCUAAUCAGCUAGAAGCUGCAUAUAAUUUUGCACCGCGUCUUUGGUGUCAAUUUCUAUGUUAAUAAUGAGAGGAUCAUGACAAAAAUUGCCAGUCAUGUACCUAGAUGGAGCUCCUUUGAAUACAUGACUGGAAGAAAGUUCCUCGUUUUGAGACCCGCUGUCAAGUGCUAACAACCCGCGGAGGGAAGUCAUUAGACAUACAAAAGACCUGGAACAAAGCGACAGUCCUGGUACACAGAAUGCACUGUAUAACGAUAAUAUUUGAAAGAUGGGGGCUUCAAAAUAUUACCUAAAAGUAGCUUAUGAUGCGCACCUGAAAUUGGUUUUCUGAUUACAGGGAACACCUUGAUUCAUCACCUAUCCUGUAUUUACAUUGCUGAGCCUCGUUAUUUCAAAUCCAGUAUUUUCUUAGGUAUGUAAUCCCUAUAGGACUUCUUAGCGCACACACACACAUAAUGAUGGGACUGAGCAAGACGGAAGUUCAGACAAAAUAGCCUGGCUUUAAAAAUCUGUCUGCGCCUGUAAAAAUGGCUAUGUGCUAUUUUAUUCGUUCCUGUUGGGACAUGACCAAUAUGUUAAUUAUAAAACAUGUGAACUGUAAAUCGUGAAAUAUUUUGCAAAUAUCACUGAUAGUCCUACUCAUACCUGAAAACUGAAAUAUUGAUCGCCCUGGAAAAAAAGCUUCAGGAAAUGUGUAUGGUAGGCUAUUUUUAAACACCUUUUUUUUAUUUAUUUUGUGUGACUUGCUGAAUGUUUGUUUUUGUUAAAACACUGGAGGUACACGCCAAUAGGACCAUGACCUGUAGUCUGCAAAUUGGCCUGCAAACUCACCAGAAGUUCAAAUUAACGACAUGUACCUAUUGUCGUGCUAAAAUGCGACGGAAUUAUAAAAUAGGAACACGUUUGUUUAUGUUCUACUCAAACGAGGCUUUAAAGGGCUGGUAAACGAACACUGAAAUUAAAAUGAUGAAAAUAGUAUUGGCCUUUGUCCCCAGGGUCUCUGUUAUAACGCUAUAUCUCUGUAUUUAAAAGUAUCAAUGACUGUAUGAAUUUAAAUAUUUUAACUUGAAAACAUGUGCAAUAUGAAAUGUAAAUCAUGUUAUUUAUUGAUCGUGUUUGUUCUUGGAAAAUAAAUUUAAAAAACACUUCCGCUUCUUUACAUUAAUGAUCACAUGUACAAGCAAACUAAUUUAGCCUACUACAUUUACCUAUAUUUAAUUUUUAUAUGCAUUUAUUAUGACCCUACCUAAGACAUCUUAGGCUUAUUUAGAUGCAGUGACACCAUUUCUAUGAAAACCCAGUCCAACAUUAAUUAAAAAUACGUGAAAAGCUACAGGGAAUAUGAGGCCUGCCAUCACGGGUCAUUCCGGCCCUAUAAUUUACCAUUAUUUUUACAUUACCUCUAAAUGAUACAAGCUGAUACUGUCGUUAAUUGCUCUUGGUUAAAAUAUAGCCUACACCAGAAUGUCCCCGAGGGAUUUUAAGAUAAGUUGCUUUUUUGAACGUCCCCAUUAAAGAAAUAGGAUUAGGGCAGCAAAUAUGGGCGUGAUAUAUCACCGUGUUUCCUUGCUCUUUACUAAAGCGAGGGCUGCAACCCAUACAACAAAGGCUCCGAGAUAGAUCGAGGUGUAAAAAGGAAAAGUCAGAGGCCAGAAAAACACUGCCCACAAUAACACGAUUAGUUUUGUAUCCAAUGUUCAAGACUGAAAAAAGAAUCCAUCAUAUGCAGAGGACUGUCUGUCACCUUUGCCGAAUGGUUUUUGACAAGAAAAUAAAUCUUUGGGUUGUUUAAUAUAUUUUAUAUUUUCUUUAUUUCGGUGCUAAUAGAAAAACCAAAUUAAAUGUCCACCAGCGAGAUAGAAAUGCAAAGAUCG